AUGUCUGAUUCAUCACUCACUAUAAACUUCAUUAACUUUAAUCAAACCGGAACAUGUAUCUCCCUUGGGACGUCGAAAGGGUUCAAAAUAUUCAAUUGUGAGCCAUUCGGAAAAUUUUAUUCAGAGGACAGUGGUGGCUAUGCUAUUGUCGAGAUGCUAUUCUCCACGUCAUUGCUGGCUCUGGUUGGGAUAGGUGAUCAACCUGCACUUUCACCAAGGAGAUUGCGUAUAAUAAAUACGAAAAAACAUUCUAUUAUCUGUGAGGUGACUUUCCCCACCUCUAUUCUGAGUGUGAAGAUGAAUAAGUCUCGUCUGGUCGUACUUUUGCAGGAGCAGAUUUAUAUUUAUGAUAUCAACACUAUGAGAUUAUUGCAUACUAUAGAAACGAACCCUAACCCACGUGGCCUUAUGGCUAUGUCUCCUUCAGUAGCUAACAGCUAUUUAGUUUAUCCAUCACCACCAAAAGUCAUCAACUCAGAAAUUAAGGCUCACGCUACUACCAACAAUAUUACAUUAUCGGUUGGUGGCAACACGGAGACCGGUUUCAAGAGAGACCAGCAAGACAUUAGCCAUAUUGACGCUAAUGACUUGGAUCAGUAUUCAAGCUUUACUAAGAGGGAUGACUCAGAUCCAACAAACAGUAACGGUGGUAACAGCAGUAUAAUAAAGAAUGGUGACGUGAUUGUAUUUAACUUGGAAACAUUACAACCCACAAUGGUGAUCGAAGCUCAUAAGGGCGAGAUUGCUGCAAUGGCAACUAGUUUUGAUGGAACAUUAAUGGCUACCGCUUCUGAUAAAGGAACUAUCAUAAGAGUUUUUGACAUUGAAACGGGUGAUAAGAUUUACCAGUUUAGGAGAGGGACGUACGCGACAAAGAUUUACUCCAUAUCAUUCAGCGAAGAUAGUCAAUAUUUGGCGGUCACUGGCUCUUCCAAAACAGUGCAUAUCUUCAAAUUAGGACAUUCAAUGAGUAACAACAGACCGGACAGCGAUGAUAGUAAUUUGGAGGAAGCUACAGCCGAUGACUCAUCACUAGACACCAACAGUAUCGACGCACUAAGUGACGAUGAAAACUCAAGACUCGCAAGAGAACCGUAUGUGGACGCCUCAAGAAAAACGAUGGGUAGGAUGAUACGUUACUCUUCUCAAAAACUAUCUCGAAGGGCUGCCAAGACACUGGGACAGAUUUUUCCCAUCAAAGUAACUUCGCUACUAGAAUCUUCGCGCCACUUUGCGUCGUUGAAACUUCCCAUCGAGACGAAUUCUCAUGUAAUGACCAUAUCAAGUAUAGGCUCUCCUAUAGAUAUAGACACAUCCGAGUAUCCGGAACUUUUCGAGACGGGCAGUUCCGCAGGUACAGAAUCCUAUCACGAUCCCAUUAUUAAGAUGAUCCCCAUCAGAGUAGUUUCUUCGGAUGGAUACCUGUACAACUUCGUCAUGGAUCCGGAAAGAGGCGGCGAUUGCUUAAUACUAUCCCAGUAUUCCAUUUUGAUGGAUUGA
Saccharomyces mikatae IFO 1815 is the source of this 1500-nucleotide messenger RNA. RefSeq names its product phosphoinositide binding protein ATG18 (gene ATG18). The record is from RefSeq and is a predicted model, not a curated record. Gene Ontology annotation, molecular function: phosphatidylinositol-3-phosphate binding; phosphatidylinositol-3,5-bisphosphate binding; protein binding. Gene Ontology annotation, cellular component: phagophore assembly site membrane; cytosol; fungal-type vacuole membrane. Gene Ontology annotation, biological process: protein localization to phagophore assembly site; autophagy of mitochondrion; protein lipidation. The transcript has a single exon. The coding region runs from base 1 to 1500 and encodes 499 amino acids. NCBI's taxonomy places the organism in Eukaryota, Fungi, Ascomycota, Saccharomycetes, Saccharomycetales, Saccharomycetaceae.